Messenger RNA from Vespa crabro (European hornet), 1682 nucleotides. RefSeq names its product protein singed wings 2 (gene swi2). Gene Ontology annotation, molecular function: protein binding. The record is from RefSeq and is a predicted model, not a curated record. Lineage: Eukaryota; Metazoa; Arthropoda; Insecta; Hymenoptera; Vespidae. Gene Ontology annotation, cellular component: extracellular matrix. The transcript is spliced from 10 exons. Bases 38 to 1432 code for a protein of 464 amino acids.
UAUUAUAUAAUACAUACACGCAUAUAUAUUGUGAAGAAUGUGGUUAAUAAUAAUACUGAUGAUAACAUUCGAAUCGCGAAUGAUGUUCUCACGCGCUUCCGCAAAAGAUAACGAAACAUUAGAUUGUCAUCGAAUUAAUUUGAAUAUUGAAUUAUCUGAAUGCCAUUUGAAAGAGAUUGGACAUCGACUUACAUGUUUUGCUGGUAUUGACGACAAAUGGAAAACGGAAAAUGAAACAGUAGAAAAUCUUGUUCUGUGCAAUUGGCCAAAUACAACUUUCGAUCCUCAAGAAGUCUUACAAGGAUUUCCAUUGUUACGAAAAUUUAAAAUAGCGAACAGUAAUUUGACGAGAUUGAUGACACCUUUCCCCGAGGAUUGUCAAUUUCUUGAAAAAGUUAAUCUAACUCAUAACAAAUUGGAACUACUGCCUGUGGAUGUCUUUGCAAAUCUUUCAAAUUUAAGGAUUGUCGAUUUGAGAUACAAUUAUUUGAAGGAGAUCGAUCUCAAAGGAUUUAAUGUACCGACGUUGAGCCAAGUUUAUCUGUUUGGUAAUCCUUUGAAAUGCACCGAAAAUAUCUCCUGGAUUCUCGAUCUGAGAAAUGGAUCUUUCGCUGAGAAAAUUGUUGAUCGAGAAAAGUUACGUUGCUCUGUUCCAUACAACGGAAGACCACUCGUACCAGUUAUAGAAAUUAUUAUGACAUUGAAAGACGAAUGCAAGAGAACAUUAUGCGACUGCGAAUUGGUUUAUGUAGUUGGACGAGGUGGUAAAAGGACAUUAAAACAAUUAAUGGCCUUUGCUUCAGUUAAUUGUAGUUAUCGUAAUUUAAACGAAUUGCCAGAAUUUUUACCAGCCAAUACGACUACUCUACAUUUGAAUGGAAACAAGAUAAAGGAUUUGACACCUCUAGUAAAAAAUCCAGUCUACAAACAAGUUUUGGAUCUUUAUCUAGAUGACAAUUUAGUCGAGUCCAUUGUACAAUUGGAUGGUUCCUAUUGGCUCGAUCAUUUUCGUCUUUUCAGUUUACGUGGAAAUAAACUCUCAGACGUGCCAACUUAUGCAUUGGAGAAUGUUUUGCUUCAAAGUGGUAGUGUAGCAAGAUUAUAUCUUGGCAAUAAUCCGUGGAGAUGCGAUUGUCUUUUCACUCCUGGAUUUCAGGAUCUAUUGAUUAGGUAUACAAAUUUAGUUCGAGAUAUAAACGAGGUCAAGUGUGCAGCUGUCAUAGGCGAUGAGAAUUCAAACAAACAGAUUCGUGACUUGACUCGAACAGAAAUUUGUAUCUCAUCGGACGAAAACUCUUUGAUUUAUCCAUUAGACAUUUUAAAUAUUAUAUUGGCAUUCCUGAUAUUUUUAAUUAUUGGCAAACUUUUGUACGAUUAUUGGUCAUUCAAAAAAACUGGAAAAUUACCCUGGAUAGUAUCUAAAAUACCAUGAAAAUUGUGUCGAGAACAGUUCUUUUUUUUUCUUUUUUCUUUUUUUCUUUAUUAUUGAAAUUUUUUUUUCAUUUCUUAAUCCUUAAAUUUGUUUCUUAUAUCCCGUUAUCGGAAUAUUUUUGAUAAAAUUGUUCAGCAGCAGCCUUUUUCGCAUUAUGACGGCUCACUCCUUCUCCUGCAGUUACAUGAAAUUAUUAAUAAUGAAUUAAAAUGUACAAUAUGUAUAUAAUUAUAUAUAUAUAUAUAUAUAU